Molecule: messenger RNA, 3875 nt
Organism: Vollenhovia emeryi
Lineage: Eukaryota; Metazoa; Arthropoda; Insecta; Hymenoptera; Formicidae
Gene: wnd
Product: mitogen-activated protein kinase kinase kinase 13
Exons: 11
Coding region: 696-3494 (932 amino acids)
Biological process (GO): JNK cascade; protein phosphorylation
Molecular function (GO): ATP binding; JUN kinase kinase kinase activity
Source: RefSeq, a predicted model, not a curated record
AAUUCUGAUUCGUCCAUUUUCUAACAGACGACUGGUUGAAUCUAUCAGAUUUUUUUUUUCAGUGUGGCCUUCUCGUCUUUAAAGACUAUUCGACUGUGUCAAUCUAUAGAAAGUAAUGACUUUUGGGCUGUGAGUAAAAUUAAAUCAUUAAUAGAAAGUCGUCGAACUAUUGUCAAUAUGAAUCACCACCGCAUUAUUGUCGAUUUAUAUCUUAAAUUUGCAAAAAUUCUUUCUAGUUUUAAUUGUGAACGUUAACAUUCGAGUAGCAAAUAAAAGGUUCGCGAGAAGUUUUCUAAAUUAAAUGAAUUAUAGAAUCUUCGAAUAUUGGAAAUCGAAGUUGACUUCCGUCCGAGCUUGAACGUUUUCUUACGUAAUAUCAUUAUAAUACAUGUAAAAAUACGCCGUCUAUAAAUUUAAUCAUCGACCGAGACAAAGUUGAUCGUCUUGGAAUUUAUUAAAUAAUCGUUUUGCACAGAGUUCCCUGCAUUAUCGUUGCACGUGAUUCACGGGGAUCUCGUUUCAACACACCUCGGACUUACCUUCUAUCUUUCUCCAGUUUCAAGAAUUGGAGAAAAAUAGAAGGUACGUUGACCCGGGAUUAAAGUUGAUCUCCGCAUUGAUCGAAAUGGAUGUACAAGUAACGGGAUUGAAACGUUCUGUUUCAGAUCUGUCAGUAAUCUGGCACUUGGGCGAGAAUGCGCACCCCUGCUGAGACCGAGAUUUCGACCCAAUCCGAAAUGUACAACCUGGAAACCGAGGAAACGGGAACGUCCCCGGACGUCAGCGGAGUGGUCUUAUCGUCACCCCAUCCAGAGGCCCAUAUAUUUACUAACAGCAUGCUGUGCAUCCAAGAGGAGCUGGCUCAGCUGAGUGAAAUCGCGGGAAGCCCCGAACGGCUCAUCACCGAGCUGCGUGAGGUUCAAUUGCCGAAUAGUAACCACCUCAAUUCCGCGAGUAACUCCAGCGACGCCGCGACAAAAUGCGCUUCUGGAUCGGAGAGCAUCGAUUCUCAACGGUCGAGUUGGGUCGAGGGCAUCCUGGGAUGCAUGCGUCCCGUCUGGACCAUGUUAUCGAAGGCUGCGAUUAAUGAAAAAAUCAAGGGACUUUCAAGUAAGUUAUCUGACGAUUGGGAGAUACCCUUCGAAGCAAUCAGCGAGCUGCAGUGGCUCGGAUCUGGGGCUCAAGGUGCGGUGUUUAGUGGGAAAUUAAAUAAGGAGAUAGUAGCUGUAAAGAAGGUGAAGGAACCGAAAGAGACUGACAUACGCCACUUGCGGAAACUCAAUCAUCCGAAUAUUGUACACUUCAAAGGAGUGUGUACAAAACCUCCUUGCUAUUGCAUAAUAAUGGAGUUUUGUCCGUUCGGCCCAUUGUAUGACCUUCUAAGAGCUGGAGAACCGGUUCCUCCCGCUAGAUUGGUGUCAUGGUCGAAACAGAUUGCUGCAGGGAUGGCGUACCUUCAUGCUCACAAAAUAAUACACAGAGAUCUCAAAAGUCCAAAUGUUCUAAUAGGACAAGGGGAAAUAGUAAAGAUCAGCGAUUUCGGCACGAGUAGACAGUGGAAUGAGAUUAGCACGAAAAUGACUUUCGCCGGUACGGUGGCGUGGAUGGCGCCGGAGGUAAUCAGGAACGAGCCAUGCUCGGAGAAGGUGGACAUAUGGUCGUACGGCGUCGUACUGUGGGAAUUACUGAGCGGCGAAAUACCUUACAAGGACGUGGAUUCCUCCGCUGUUAUGUGGGGGGUGGGCAGCAAUUCUCUUCAUUUACCAAUUCCUACCAGUUGUCCGGAGGGAUAUGGGCUACUGGUCAAGCAGUGUUGGUCGGCCAAACCGCGUAACAGGCCCUCCUUCAAACUCAUCGAGAUGCACCUCGCUAUCGCAGCUGUUGAUGUUCUUUCCACGGAACCUGAGGAUUACUUUAAGGCACAGCAAUCUUGGAAGAAGGAAAUACAGGAACACAUGCAGCAUAUGCCACUAUUUACUAAUACCGAUCCACGUUUCGAGGCUGAGCUAAUCCGACGGAGGAAGGAUGAAUUACGACACGCUCAGGAUGUCAGGGAACACUAUGAGCGCAAACUCGAACGCACUAACAAUCUGUACUUGGAACUAAGCGCUAUUCUAUUGCAAUUAGAAUUACGCGAGCGAGAUGUGAUAAAACGACGCUGUUUUGCUUUGCAUAACCGCUUUGCGCUUACGGGACACGUAGCACAAGACUGCAGCCGAACUCGCACAUUUGGAAAUAAAUGUCUGGUUUGUCUCAGGAGAGAACAGCAAUCAUCAGGAUACAAGCAGUACAAGAAACGUCUUGUCCGUCCUUUACUGAAGGCCCAGGAGAGGCUGUACCGCAGGCGAAAUGGCACAGUACAGUUCUCUACUUCCUCGACACCUACUACUCCUCCAUCGCCCACAGAUUCGCCAGAGAGCCCCGUCAAAGCCACCAUGUAUACGCAGCUGAACGAAUCCAAUCAGCCGGAAACUGUUUUAGCACCGAGCAAUAGCUUCAAACAGCGUAAAUACAGGCAUCGUAAAGUCGGUUCGGGUUGUGGUCUAAGUUCCAGUCCUAGAUCGAGUCCUCAUCGUGAAAGAAAGAGUAUAGAGGCAUCUUCAAGAUUCACUGACAGUCACACACAAACGGACAUCAUGGACGUCAGUGAAACAGAUCACACCCCGAUUGUGAAUAUAGCACUUUCCUUACCGGAGAAGUCUUCUUUCCUCGUCAGACCUCAGGACCUCGUCAGAAGACAUUCGCUGAAUAAGCAAGUGACAGAAUGCUUGAACGGGAAUCCAAUUUUGCCAGAAAUGCAUUAUCCGAUGCAGACUAGUUCAUGCUCCAGUCCCGAGCACUUAAAUGAAAAUAAUGCCAAUGGAAACGAACGUUUGAAGGAUUGUAGCGACGACGACAAUCUUGAGACUCUCGGCAGAAAAGUCAGCGAAAUUAUUAAUGCAAACCGUCUUAUCAUUGACAAUGGAAAUGGCGAUGAUGUCAUACUCUCCCACAGUAGAAAUAAAGAAGAUUCGGGCAAAUUAUCCGGACACUAUGUGGAACAAUCUGAUAUUAAAAUACGAGUUUCUUCGGACAAUACGGAUGAUCACGAAGAUGAUGCUUGUGAAGAAAGCUGGUCGGAUGAAGAGGGAGAGGAUCCAAGUUAUACUUAUAACUAUUCCUUAAGACGAAGAAGUAUCGCAAGGAGGCCGAUCGGUCCCGGAUGCAGAUUACGAAGAUCUAAACUAGCAACACCGGGAAGAAUACAGGGGGCACUAGCUUCUGAUGAGGAAAAUACUUCUGAAUAUUCGCAUCCUCCGUCCAGUCAGACUUCCACCUUAGAAAGCAACCCGGAUGUUCAGAGAGUUCUUCGUAAUAUACAUCAUUCCCAAAAAAGAAAGGAAAUAGACGACGUUUCUGACACAUCGAGUCAAUCGGAAACAGACGAAGUCAGUGAAGUUACAAUUGCAUCUCAACCGGCGAGUGGAUCUAUGAAGAUGGAGAGCCGAAUAUAGAUUAGUUGUUAGUGUAAUUUUUAUAUCUGAUUUAUGAUCGGUUUAUAAGUUAGAUUUACUGCCUGAGUGAAAUUUAGUAAUCGCAUCAUCUCUUCAUUCUGUAAUUUAUGUUAAGUAUUGUAGAUAUUUGUCUAUUCAUAUAUGUAUACAUACACAUACAUAAUGACAUAUAUACAUAUAUACUUGCAUCCACAUCUUCAUAUAUACAUAUAAACAUACAUACAUGUAUACAUACAUAUAUUAAAAAUGUAUGUAAUUUAGAAAACAAAUGAUUCGGUAAGCAAAUAAUUCGCAACUUUCUAUCCUGUUCGAUUAUCAAAGUCAAAUAAUUUUCGAAGGCAUUCUUAAUCAAUGUUUAAUCAGUCACAUAUAUAUAUAUAU